AUGAGUGGUACAGGUCUAAAGAUGACAAAUGAAUCAAUACAACAAUUCAAAAUUAAUUACAAAAAUAUGGAGGAUGGUAUGAAAUGGAAGUUAAAAUCUGGGAGCAUUGUCCAUUCAUAUACAAUUGAUAUAUCUGAUCCAAAUGUCUCUAGAUUAUUUUUUAAAGAAGAAAUAAGGGAAAUAGAAUUUACCAAUGUCAAAAGUGAGCUAACAAUUGAUGAUGAUACAAAAACCUGCAUAGGUUCAUUUGCUAAGCCUUCUUUAUAG
Molecule: messenger RNA, 267 nt
Organism: Entrophospora sp. SA101
Lineage: Eukaryota; Fungi; Glomeromycota; Glomeromycetes; Entrophosporales; Entrophosporaceae
Source: the annotation of a GenBank genome assembly